Messenger RNA from Closterium sp. NIES-67, 2745 nucleotides. NCBI's taxonomy places the organism in Eukaryota, Viridiplantae, Streptophyta, Zygnematophyceae, Desmidiales, Closteriaceae. The record is from the annotation of a GenBank genome assembly.
CGUCAGGACUCGAGGAUCAGGUAUCUCUCACCUGGGAGAGGUCUCUCCACAUUAGCGGACUUGUUCUUACUAGCUCCUCCGCGUGUUGCACCGGAGUAGCUUACUCACUCCAGAAUGAGGAAAGAGUAAUAUUAAAGGUCGAAGCCCUUCACACUCAAAUUGCGCGCGAGUGAGAAAGCGCGAAAGCGGCAGUACUAGCUCUACUACUAGUCAUCGCAGCCCUUUUUCGGGGGAGAAAAAACGACGCCUGACUCAGUUUAGUGUAAAUAUUCAGCGAACCGCCCGCCAUGGGUUACUAUUCACCUUCUCAAGCCGUUUUGAGUGCGCUGGAGCCAAUCACAGUCGAGCCUGAUAUGGUCGAGCCAAUCAGAGUCAAGCCCACGACAGCGGAGCCAAUCGCGGUCGAGCCAAUCACGGUCGACGUGUUCCCCGCGGUGUUUCUCGAGCGCGACUACGAGUUUCUGGGGGAAAUUGGCAGCGGGCAGUACGGCAAGGUGUGGAGGUGCCGCUCGCGCCUCACCGGCCGGCAGUUCGCCUGCAAGCAGGUCAAGAAACGGUCGGCGCGGACGGCAGGGACGUCACGGUCGGGCCGCGGGCAGCAAGGACGGAAGGGCUCUGCGGCGCAGGGCGAGACGCGGGAGCAAACCGGCGGGAAACCCGGCGCGGAUUGCGGGGAGAGUUCGGGAGGUGACGUGGACCCGAUCGAGCGGGAAAUUGCGGCGCUGACUCAUCUCGAGGGUUGCGUCAGCGUGACGUCACUGCACGGCGUGUUCGAGGACGCGUCGUCGGUUUUCCUCCUUAUGGACUUCUGCGAUAGAGGCGACCUGUUCUCUCUAAUUGCGGACACGGACGGGGUCCCGGAGGACGAAGCGCGCCAGCUGUUCGCUGACGUGGCACGCGCGGUGAAAGAGUGCCAUAAGCGGGGCGUGCUACAUCGAGACCUAAAGCCGGAUAACGUCCUUCUUUCCCUUAGAGACUCCUCCUCCGCCUCCUCCGCCUCCUCCGCUCCUUCAUUUCGCGGCUUCCGCGCCACGUCAGCCGCCGCCUCUUGCGGCGCAAACGCGGCGCCUCGCGAGCCGUCAGCAAGCCGCCGGCGCUACGAUGUGAAGUUAGCGGAUUUCGGCCUGUCGGUGAUUCUAAAGGGGGGCGGGCGCGUGCGCGGAUACGCGGGGAGCUUUCCGUAUGAGGCGCCGGAAGUGGUGGGGUUGAAAGCAUACAGUUUCGCGGCGGAUAUCUGGAGCAUGGGCGUGCUUUUAUACGCGUUAUUGUCUGCGAACUGGCCCGAGUUUAGGAACCGCCAGGCGCUUAACGAGGAGACGGACUGGACUGGUGCGUCGUGGGACCAAGUGUCGGAGGAGGCGAAGGAUCUCAUCCGUAGGUUGCUGACGGUGGAUCAAGAUCGACGGCCCACGAUCGACGACGUGCUGAGGCACCCGUGGCUGGCGCCCGCGACCCGCGUUGACCGCAGCGAAAGCGUUGACUCCGUUGACUGCCUGAAGGAAAUCAAAUCGAAGCAGAAUCUAUCGCUGCUCCCCCCGCUGCUUAUCCCCUCGGAGUCUCUAGACUCGCGCGAGUCUACCUCCCUCGAGUCGGCUUCGUCUAUUCCUUCGGAAGCUUCGUUUCUCUCCGCGCUUGCCGCUACGCCAGCCUCCCUCCCUACGCCUACUGCUCGUAAUACUGCUGCUGCUGCAACUAAUGCUACAGCUAGCACCGGGACAUAUCAUACGGUCUAUGAGGGGAGCGAAAAGCGGGGCGCGGGGAAACGAUCCGCGGAGAAGAGGCCUGCGCCUGGCGGGGAUUUUGGGCGGACGGGGAAGGGAAGCAGCGCAAACGGGCCCGCGGCGGGGGGGUUGCGCGGACGGCGGGCGGCAUCGGGGGGAUCGGCGGGGGUCCGCAGUAACUGCGCCAGCCGGGGGAGUAGCGCUUCGGAAACUCUUCCCGUUAGUGACAAUAUCGGGGUGAGGGAAGCGCGUGAGGCUUCGUGUGACUGUAUGGAGGGUUGCGGACUGAAGGGGUGUAACCCUACGAAAGAUAACCCGAAAAGCUCGUCGCAUCAACUGCUAAGAAAACGAGGAUCCGCGGGAAACGCGGAGGAAGGAGAAGAACCACGUGGACCAAUCGUGAAAGAGGAGAGGCGGAGGUGCUUUUCGGAGCCAGCCGGACCAAGCGGGAAUCACGGAGGAGAGAAGGCUAGUGCGAAGGACGAAAGCAGCAGCAGCGGCAGCCCGCGUCAAUCACGGAAUAAGGAGAACUAUUUAAGAGGCUCUCCUCCAGCCAGAAGAGGGUCUUUUAAAGAGUACGCGGUUCAAGUGGUGUCAAGUCUACGAUGGGGGAAUACCAGCGGUAAUUCCUGGCAACCCGGAUGCUUCUGCUCGAUCGCUCAACCCGUGGCUCCUGAAGCGGGCUGCGACGAACCCACCGAUUCUCCCGCUGCCCCUUCUCCCGCGGUCAUUAUUUCUGCUGCAUAUUCCGCUGCCCCUUCCGCCGUGUCUUGCGGCGCUUCUCGUGCUGAAGACGUACCUACGGCUGUUGAUUUUGGAGCUCCUAAAAGCGACACCACUGAAACCCCUAAAAGUAAAGAGAGCGCGGAUAUGGAUGUUCUGCGCGCCAUCGAGACCCAUUUAUCGGCGUUCUUUAUGACGAAGCAGACUCGGAAGUGUGCCUGACAGUGUAUUGGGACCUCUUCCUAUACUGCACAUUGUUUUUAUCAUUAUGUUUACCAUCUUUGUUUCAAUUAUCAUACAC